UCGUUAAUGAUCUUUAAAAUAUGAUUACUUAGAAAGAAAAUAAUAAAAUAAAACGACUCUAGUUAAAAUGAAAAAGCUAGUGGAACCAGAUAAGGUUAUUACUGGGUAGUAUUUUUUCGUAAAUACAAAUUUUAGUUCUCAAAUUAAGCAAAAUGAGUGAUUCGGAGCAACAUCUAUUUUUAAUUGAAUUUCUCGUCGAACGAGUAAAUAUUCCUUCGGUUCGAGCCAUGCAUGAUAAAAUGCUUCCAGUGACGACCUGCGUUUCAUUUCAAAUUUUGAGCCUCCCGCCAGUGAAUAUCGAACAAGAAUCAGAUUCAGAAGGCUGUGUAUGCAUAGGAGGAGACUCUCAAAUAUUCAAUAAAGGAAAAUCCUGCCUCUUUGCCCUGCCAACAAUAGUCUUGGAAAAACCUCUUUAUUCUUUCCCGAUAAUUAUGUCAGUCUACAAAAAAUUGCCUCCUGGUGUUUUGCCAGAUGUGAUGUUAAUAGGAACACAUCAAAUCCAGGCAAAGAAUCUGAUCAACGCAGUUCUUAGUAAUCGAGUCUUCAAAUCUAGAGCUUCCUCAAAAACCAGCAAAGAUACUUACAAAAUCACAACAGCAACUGGACAGGCAGUUGGCGAAGUGACAGUAUUUUUAAGAGUUUCUUGCUUCGGGAGAAAAAUUGUCACACAGUUUCAAAUUCCCCACAACAAGAAGCCUUUCCUCUUUAAAGGAGAAGAAAACAGUCCUGUAAUUCAGUGUAAAAAAAUUCCAUCUCAAACUGAAUGUAAGGACUCGAAUUUACCAAAAUGUAUGUGCAAACCUGAAAAUCGAGGCAGCUUUGGAGCUGGAGAAGCUCCUAGAAAUUGUUGCCUUGCUCCUCCAUCUUCUCCGGUAUCCAUAAAGUCUGUGAGACACAAAACACCUGAUGAAAAUUUGAGACCUUGCUGUCCAUCCUUAAGGAAUCCUGGAAAGAAUGAAUAUUCUGGAAAAUCUCCAAUGAUCGUGAGUGGAUCCUGCCCUCGUCUAAAACAAAAGCAAUAUCAACAAGCAAAUAAUUUUCAAGUGAAUGAAUCAACUGUUCGGAAAUGUGGUUCCACAGUCAAGAUGGAAAAACGCUGUGAUUGUAGUUGAAAGACAUAAAUCAAUUUUGUAGAUUAGAUAUUCUGAACUACUCAGCUUUCUUUGUUCAUAAUUCUCGAUCUUCAAUUGAAUGUAAAUUGAUCAAAAGCAUACCGUUUAUAUAUUGAAAUGUACGUUUUGGCGCUUGUCUAUAAAUUGUAGGAUUUAUUUUGGACAUAUGAAAUUUUCUGUUUUUAUUUAUCAGAUAAAAAAGGAUUUGUUCUAGGAGAAAAAUUGGUUCUUAGUUGUCUUCAACAUUUUGUGUGUGGAUCAAAGC
This is a messenger RNA of Belonocnema kinseyi, 1377 nucleotides long. RefSeq lists its product as uncharacterized. The coding region runs from base 153 to 1112 and encodes 319 amino acids. The record is from RefSeq and is a predicted model, not a curated record. Lineage: Eukaryota; Metazoa; Arthropoda; Insecta; Hymenoptera; Cynipidae. The transcript has 2 exons.